AUGACCUCCUUUGCUCCCACAGUGAAGAUCUGCGAGAACCUGUCGCAGAUGAGUUUCGCCGCGCGCGAGGUCAUUCUCGCCGCGAUCGAUGCGCGAGUAGACAAGUCUGUGCCCGUCGUGCUGGCACUGUCUGGAGGUUCCACCCCUAAGCGUUUGUACGAGGAACUCCACGAAAAGGACCUGGCGUUGCUGCAGCAACACGCUGUACAGUUCAUCCUUGGUGAUGAGCGCCUUCUUUCGGAAGACGACGAGCAGAGCAACUUUUCCAUGGCUACAAAGGCACUGCUGCGUGAUGUGCCAAGCAGUGAUGUCAUCUCAAUUGACCGCCGCGCCGCGCUGGCCACCUCGAAAGACGAGAAGGGCGGCCUUGACGGCGCGUGGGCAGUCGCACAGGAUUACGAGGCGAAGCUGCUGAAUUGCUUGCCAUGCAAGCAAAUAAACGGUACGGCGAAGUCUGUUCCUGUGGUGGAUAUUGUGCUUCUCGGAUUCGGCUCUGAUGGCCACACUGCCUCCAUUUUUCCAGACUCUGUGGCGGCCACGGACGAAGAGCACGUUGUCUCGGUCAGCUUCCCCAGCCCAACCAUGAGCCCCAAGGUCUGGCGUGUCACUCUCUCCAAGACUGUGAUUCAGCACGCGAAGCAUGUGGUCGUACUCGCCGCCGGCAAGGAUAAGAACUGGGUCGUGCGCGGUGUGCUCUCUGAGUCCCCGACCGAUCCUUUGCCCGUCUCGCGGUUUUUGAGAGACUGCCGCGGGUCGGUGACGCUGCUCCUUGACCCCGGAGCGGGCGAGGGCGUCUGUGCGUAG
Messenger RNA from Leishmania braziliensis MHOM/BR/75/M2904, 804 nucleotides. RefSeq names its product 6-phosphogluconolactonase. Gene Ontology annotation, molecular function: 6-phosphogluconolactonase activity. Bases 1 to 804 code for a protein of 267 amino acids. The transcript has a single exon. The record is from RefSeq and is a predicted model, not a curated record. NCBI's taxonomy places the organism in Eukaryota, Euglenozoa, Kinetoplastea, Trypanosomatida, Trypanosomatidae. Gene Ontology annotation, biological process: pentose-phosphate shunt; carbohydrate metabolic process.